Molecule: messenger RNA, 348 nt
Organism: Kazachstania africana CBS 2517
Lineage: Eukaryota; Fungi; Ascomycota; Saccharomycetes; Saccharomycetales; Saccharomycetaceae
Gene: ACP1
Product: acyl carrier protein
Exons: 1
Coding region: 1-348 (115 amino acids)
Biological process (GO): fatty acid biosynthetic process
Cellular component (GO): mitochondrion
Molecular function (GO): acyl carrier activity; acyl binding
Source: RefSeq, a predicted model, not a curated record
AUGUUCAGAUCAUUACUACGUGCAAACGUUGCCAGAUCAGCUAUGAUCUCUCAGGGUCCCGUUCGUUUCUACUCACCAAGCAAUCUGUCUAAAACUGCCAUUUCUAGCCGAGUCAUUGAUGUUAUCAAGUCAUUCAACAAGACAGACGCCAGCAGCAGCAACCCAACAGAAAUCACCAUGGAAUCCAGUUUCAAGAAGGACCUAGGGCUAGAUUCCCUCGACACAGUGGAGUUGAUUGUUGCGAUGGAAGAAGAGUUCAGUAUCGAAAUCCCUGACAAGGUCGCCGAUGAGUUGACCAGCGUAGCCCAAACAGUCGAUUACAUUAAAGACCAUACGGACGCUAGCUGA